AGGGCAGAAACUACAGUUCCCAGGAGACAGCGGGGCCGCAGGCGGCGGCUGCGGAGGAGAGCGGGCAGAAGAGCCCUGCGCGCGCGGUGGGGAUGAAACGUUGCUAGAGUUCGCGGGUCUUGCCGCUGGAGGCCAGAGCAGCACGCUGUGAGCUGCUGCGCGCCAAAGCGGGAAUCCGAGAGGCGGGCAGCUCUGCAAUUAAUGCACGCAUUUAAAACUCCCGAAUCUGUGGACGCCAUGCACAGGAAACACCUCCAGGAGAUUCCCGACCAGAGUAGCAACGUUACCACCAGCUUCACGUGGGGAUGGGAUUCUAGCAAGACUUGUGAACUGCUGUCGGGCAUGGGAGUCUCUGCUCUGGAGAAGGAGGAGGUGGAUAGUGAGAACAUCCCCCAGGAACUGCUCUCAAAUCUGGGUCACCCGCACAGCCCCCCACGAAAACGGCUGAAGAGCAAAGGGAAUGACAAGGACUUUGUGAUCGUCCGCAGACCUAAGCUAAAUCGAGAAAACUUUCCAGGUGUUUCCUGGGACUCCCUUCCAGAUGAGCUGCUCUUAGGAAUCUUUUCCUGCCUCUGCCUCCCAGAACUCCUAAAAGUCUCCAGUGUUUGUAAGAGGUGGUAUCACCUAGCGUUCGAUGAGUCUCUGUGGCAGACCUUAGACCUCACAGGUAGAAACCUGCAUCCAGAUGCAAUUGGCCGGUUGCUGUCCCGAGGGGUGGUUGCCUUCCGCUGCCCACGAUCCUUUAUAGACCAACCAUUAGUUGAACAUUUCAGCCCUUUUCGUGUACAGCACAUGGACCUGUCGAACUCAGUCAUCGAUGUGUCUACCCUCCAUGGCAUUCUGUCUCAGUGCUCCAAGUUGCAGAAUCUAAGCCUGGAAGGCCUCCAGCUUUCAGAUCCCAUUGUCAAUAAUCUUGCACAGAACUCAAAUUUAGUGCGACUAAACCUUUCUGGGUGUUCUGGAUUCUCCGAAUCUGCCCUGAAGACUUUGUUGAGCAGCUGUUCCAGGUUGGAUGAGCUGAACCUCUCCUGGUGUUAUGACUUCACUGAAAAGCACGUACAAGUGGCCGUCGCGCAUGUGUCGGAGACCAUCACCCAGCUGAAUCUUAGCGGCUACCGAAAGAAUCUCCAGAGAUCAGAUGUCUCUACCUUAGUUGGAAGAUGCCCCAAUCUUGUCCACCUAGACUUAAGUGAUAGUGUCAUGCUAAAGAAUGACUGCUUUCCAGAAUUUUACCAGCUCAACUACCUCCAACACUUGUCACUCAGUCGGUGCUAUGAUAUAAUACCUGAAACUUUACUUGAACUUGGAGAAAUUCCCACACUAAAAACACUACAAGUUUUUGGAAUCGUACCAGACGGUACCCUUCAACUGUUAAAGGAAGCCCUUCCUCAUCUACAGAUUAAUUGCUCCCAUUUCACCACCAUUGCCAGGCCAACCGUUGGCAACAAAAAGAACCAGGAAAUAUGGGGCAUCAGAUGCCGACUGACGCUGCAAAAGCCCAGCUGUCUAUGAAGUAUUUAUUGCAGGAUGGUGUCUCUUUGGAACAGGGAAAGUAGGCAGGAAGCCCAAUUGCUGGAGCACUCAGCUAUUUUUAUUCUUGGUUUUCCCUUUGCCUUUAUUCUGCAAGUGUAUUAGCCAUGUGAGAGAGAAAACUAUGAAGUGUCGCUUUUUAAAAAUGACUGUAAACAUUUCUGUCACUGCUAUGCCUUUCAGAGCCUGAGUUGUAGGCCUUUUGAAACUUUAGGAGAGUGAGCCUAUAAUUUCAAGAUACCUUGAGGGGCAAAAUUUGAGCCACCUCUUUCAAGUGCCCUUCUUAUGAAAUCUAUUUAGAAUCAAGCAUAAAAAUCACCACCAGCGAAUCUUUUUCAUAGCCUAUAUGGUAACUUUUUUCUAUUUAACUUUUCAGUAUUGCCUUAUAAGACAUAGAUUGAAGAAUAAGCUAUUUGUAUUGUGAGCUGAACAGAAAGAAUCAUAGGAUAGUUGAUUUGGGGCAAUCUCUUCUAGGGGAUAGAAAAAGAAAAAUACACAUUUCACCUUUGCCUUUAGAUUUGAAAUUAGGCUCAUGGAAACAAAUAGUCCUGAGUAAUUAACUGUAAAACCUAAAUGAAAAAAAUAGAAAACCAACCAGAGGUAUAGAAUUUGAAGGCUCAAGAGGCAAUUUCCUAUGUCAGGUUAAUCUUGCAGUAUCUUCAAAUGCACACUUAUGAAGUAUCCUGUAAUGUACUGUGUUCCCAGAAUUCUAAAUUAGCUGAGGAAAUGUAAUUGUGGCCUUCUAACUUUUUGAUCAAAUUAUGUUGACGUGGGUUCUUGAACUUUUAAAAUGACUUGCUUUGUUUUAGAAAGGUGGUAGAAACUGGUCAGCCUCUGUUCUUGAAGUGUUGGAUGGAAUGCUGAAGUGAAGUUGCCAGCCAUUUUCCUUUAUUGCUGAGGUUCUUGAAGUUGUUUUUAUAUUACUUAUAGAAUCAAGUAUUUUAAAUUGUCCCUUUUUGUAAUGGUCUCCCACGAUAAUUGUUUGGAACUACCCAUUUUAUAAGGUUAUUGGACCUAAAGUUCCCGAAGAAGAACUGCGUGUUCUUUUCGAUCGGGAAUACACACUAGAGGCAGGUGUGUGUUGCAUGCAGUUUUACAGCAGUGAACACAGCUCGCACCUGCAUGACAGUUAAGACUCAGAUGUUGAACCUUUGAUAGCAUCAGUGAUUUUUUUUUAAUGGGACAUAGAUGCAAAAGGAUUCAAUUCUACUUUUAAAAUAAACACAAAACACUAAUUUCUUAUUUAAAUUGAUGACCUCCUCAUAUGUUCAAAAUGGAACAAAAAAGCCAAAACCCCUCAUUUCUGUUGACAUUAAUUGUUUUUUUAAAUCAGAUUUUUCAAAUGUUAGAAACAAUGGUAUGAAGUGCCCUUAUCGGCUGAGACCUAAAGAACAUUUCGAAGUAGUGUUACACGGGAAAUGAUUAUGUUUCAAUUUUGUAGCAGUUAAGAAGUGCUAAAUACUACUUGAAAUUAUUGUUUACAGAUUAGUGACAAGGGCUGAUGAUAGAAUCCAGUUGGACUCUGACUUCCAGGUGCCCUCAAACACUCAGUACUUCCAAACUCAAGUCCAGCCUUAAGCUAUUUUGCUAACGUGUCAGAAUAAUCUGUAUUUUUGUAUGUGAUUUCUACUUUUAUAGACUUGUUUUAAAAUAAAACACAUUUUUAUAAAAAUUAA
Messenger RNA from Equus quagga, 3206 nucleotides. RefSeq names its product S-phase kinase associated protein 2 (gene SKP2). The transcript is spliced from 10 exons. The record is from RefSeq and is a predicted model, not a curated record. Lineage: Eukaryota; Metazoa; Chordata; Mammalia; Perissodactyla; Equidae. Bases 202 to 1512 code for a protein of 436 amino acids. Gene Ontology annotation, molecular function: protein binding.